AUGUUCCUGUUUUUCUUCCUCAUCAUAACUUGUGCCCGAGCACAGUCUGUGAACCAGGACACUGGUCCUGAGUUUGCUGAUGUUGUGUUCCUGGUGGAUAGCUCUGAUCAUCUGGGGAGUAAGUUCUUCCCCUUUGUGAAAACCUUCAUAACCAAGAUAAUCAACAGUCUGCCCAUUGAAGCCAACAAGUUCCGUAUUGCCCUUGCCCAGUACAGUGAUGAUCUACACCAGGAGUUCCUGCUGAGCCCCUUCAUGACCAAGAGUGCUAUGGUGAACCACCUCAAGAGGAAUUUCACCUACCUUGGGGGGUCUUUGCGGAUAGGCAAUGCUCUCGAGAAAGUUCAUAAGACCUACUUCACUGGGCCAGUGAAUGGAAGAGACAAGAACCAGUUUCCCCAGAUUCUGGUAGUGUUGGCUUCAGCCCACUCUGAGGAUGACGUGGAGGGGCCAGCAAAGGCUUUGCAGAGAGACGGGGUGAAAAUCGUCUCACUGGGGAUGCAGAAUGCUUCAGAAGAAAACCUCAAAGCCAUGGCCACAUCUCAGUUUCAUUACAACCUCAGAACAGUAAGAGAUGUGGGUACAUUUUCCACAAAUAUGACCAGCAUCAUUAAGGAGGUGGUAAAGUAUGAGGGGCAAGCAGAUGACACUGAUAGGGAAGUUUGUCACGGCACUUCUGUGGCUGACGUCGUCUUUCUCCUGGAUGAGUUUGCCAAUGGCACUCAGGAAAACUUGGAGCAUCUUAAAGAAUUCCUAGAAGAGAGUGUGGCCUCUUUUGAUGUGAAAGAGAACUGUAUGAGGAUUGGACUGGUGACCUACAGCAACGAGACGAAGGUGAUACGUUCCCUGGCCACUGGGAUCAACAAGUCGGAGAUUCUGCAAGAGAUACAGAACCUGUCUCCCGGGGCUGGGAAAGCCUAUGCUGGAGCUGCCAUCACAAAGAUCAGGAAGGAGGUCUUCAGUGUCCACAGUGGCAGCCGGAAGAUGCAGGGGGUUCCCCAGAUAGCCAUUCUGGUCACUCAUAGACCGUCAGAAGAUAACGUCUCUGUACCUGCGGUUGACCUUCGGCGUGAGGGUGUGACUGUGUUCACUGUGGGCCUGGAAGGCUCUGAUUAUACCCAGUUAGGACAGAUAUCAUCUUAUCCUCCAGAAAAGUAUAUUUCCAAGUUGAAAACAUUUUCAGACCUGGCGGCCCAUAAUCAGACAUUUCAGAAGAAACUCAGGAGUGAAAUCCAGCACAAGGUAUCCAUUCUGUCGGAACGGACCGAACACCUCAAGGCUGGUUGUGUGGAAACAGAAGAAGCUGACAUCUAUUUACUCAUUGAUGGCUCGGGAAGUAUCCACCCAACAGACUUCCAGGAAAUGAAAAAGUUUUUGUCAGAAGUGAUAGGAAUGCUCAACAUAGCACCUUAUAAAGUCAGAGUUGGAGCUGUUCAGUAUUCAGACAGGUGGGAACUGGAAUUCGAGAUUAACAAAUAUUCAAACAAAAAUGAUUUGGGGAAGGCUAUUGACAACAUACGGCAAAUGGGCGGCAACACCAACACUGGUGCAGCCCUGGAUUUCACUUUUGGGCUCCUACAAAAAGCAAAGAGACAACGAGGGAACAAGGUGCCUUGUCACCUGAUUGUCCUGACAGAUGGCUUGUCAGAUGACAGUGUCAAGGAACCCUCCAAAAAACUGCAUGCUGAGAACAUCAAUGUGUUUGCCAUUGGCAUUAAGGAGGCAAACCGAACCCAACUGCUAGAAAUUGCUGGAUCAGAAAAGAAUGUUUACUAUGUAUACAACUUUGAUUCUUUGAAAGACAUAAAAAAUCAAGUCGUUCAAGGAAUCUGUUCAGAAGAAGCUUGUAAAGAUAUGAGAGCCGAUAUCAUGUUUCUAGUGGAUAGUUCUGGGAGUAUAGGACUCGAAAACUUUGCUAAAAUGAAAACAUUUAUGAAGAACCUGGUGAGCAAGUCUCAGAUUGGAGCAGACCAAGUGCAAAUUGGUGUCGUCCAGUUCAGUGAUGUGAACAAGGAAGAGUUUCAGCUCAAUAAGUAUAGGACGGAACGGGAGAUUUCCGAUGCAAUAGAUAGGAUGCCUCACAUAGGCCAGACCACCCUGACAGGAAGUGCUCUGAGCUUCGUUGCUGACUACUUCCACCCCUCCAAGGGGGCACGUCCCAAUGUCCGAAAGUUUCUCAUCCUCAUCACAGAUGGCGAGGCACAGGACCUGGUCAAGGACCCAGCUGUGGCUCUUCGGCAAGAUGGCAUAAUUAUCUACUCUGUGGGCGUGUAUGGCUCCAAUGAGAGUCAGCUGGUGGAGAUCAGUGGGAGGUCCGAUAUGGUUUUUUAUGUGGAGAAUUUUGACAUUCUUGAGCACAUAGAAGACGACCUCAUUUUUGGCAUAUGUAGCCCCUGGGAAGAAUGCAAACAGAUAGAAGUUUUAGAUGUGGUAUUCGUCAUUGAUAGCUCCGGCAGCAUAGAUAAUGAUGAGUAUAACAUCAUGAAGGAGUUCAUGAUCAAGCUGGUGAAGAAAGCUGAUGUUGGCCAAAACCGAGUUCGGUUUGGGGCCCUGAAGUACUCCGAUGACCCUGAGAUGCUCUUCUAUCUUAACGACCAUGACACAAAGUCCGAGGUCAUUAAAGUUCUCCAGGAUGAUUCCCCUAAAGGAGGAAACACAUACACAGCCAAAGCCUUGGCCUUCUCAGAAGACAUGUUCACUGAGGCCCGGGGCAGCCGCAUACACAAGAGAGUCCCCCAGGUCCUCAUCGUGAUCACAGAUGGAGAAUCCCACGAUUCGACCAAACUCAACGAAACGGCCAAGGCCUUAAGGGACAAAGGCAUUCUCAUCCUGGCUGUUGGGAUUGCGGGAGCCAAUGUCAAAGAGCUUUUGGCCAUGGCAGGCUCGGAUGAUAAGUAUUUCUUCGUAGAGACCUUUGGGGGCCUGAAGGGCAUUUUCUCAAAUGUGUCAAACAGUAUCUGUGGCCCUUCAAAAAUAGAAUGUGAAAUUGAAAAGGCAGAUCUUGUUUUCCUCAUUGACGGUUCUAACAGCAUACAGCCACAUAACUUCAAGAAGAUGAAGGAUUUUUUAGUGUCCGUAGUAGAUGAUUUUGACAUCAGGCCUAGCAAAGUGCACGUUGGGCUGGCUCAGUUCAGUCAUACCUACAGGCCCGAAUUUACUCUGGGGUCAUUCAGAACUGAAGAAGAAGUUUCCACUCGAAUUGAAAUGACCGAACAGAUCUUUGGAAAUACCCAUAUUGGAGCUGCACUGAGGCAAGUGGACCAAUAUUUCCGACCAGAGAUGGGCAGUCGAAUAAAUAUGGGCACUCAGCAAGUAUUACUGGUCCUCACUGAUGGGCAGUCCCAAGAUGAUGUGGCCAAAGAUGCUGAAUACCUCAGAAGGAAAGGAAUUGAUAUAUACUCUCUGGGCAUUGGGGACGUGGAUGAACAGCAGCUCAUUCAGAUAACCGGGACGUCGGACAAAAAGCUAACAGUUGAUAACUUUGAUGAACUGAAAAAGAUCAAAAAAAGAAUAGUCCGUAACAUCUGCACAUCAGGCGGGGAAAGCAGCUGUUUCGUGGAUGUUGUUGUUGGCUUUGACAUCUCAUCUCAGAAGAAAGGGCAGCCAUUGUUCCAAGGUCAGGCUUGGAUGAACACUUAUCUUCAGAAUGUGUUACAUACCAUCAGCUCCCUAAAUGGGGUGAGCUGUGAGGUGGGAUCCCAGACUCAGGUCAGUGUGGCCUUUCAAGUGACAAACGCUGUGGAUAAAUAUUCCCCAAAGUUUGAGAUUUACAGUGAAAACAUCUUGAACACCUUGAAGAACAUAUCCAUUAAGGAGCCAUCCCGCCUCACUGCCCCUUUCUUGAAUUCACUUUGGGAUGCCUUUCAGAAUAAAUCUGCUACUCGGGGAAAGGUGCUACUAUUAUUUUCAGAUGGCUUGGAUGAUGACAUUGAAAUACUUGAACAAAAAUCUGAUCAACUCCGAAAAGAAGGGCUCAACGCUUUGAUAACCAUUGCUCUGGAAGAAACUUCUGAUGCAAAUGACCUAGCAGACCUUCUGUUCAUUGAAUUUGGGAAAGGAUUUGAUUAUAGGACUCAGUUAACAAUUGGCAUGAGAGAUCUGGGAAGCAGGCUAUCAAAUUAUCUGGCUAAUGUUGCUGAAAGGACAUGUUGCUGUCGGCUUUGCAAGUGUGCAGGGGGAGAUGGUGGCAUUGGAGAACCAGGAACACCAGGGAAAAAGGGACCUCCAGGUUUUAAAGGCAGUGAAGGCUACCUGGGAGAAGAAGGUGUUCCCGGAGAAAGAGGAUCCCCUGGACCAAUGGGAGAAGGAGGCACGAAAGGAUGCUAUGGGAGCAAAGGUCCCAAGGGAAACAGGGGACUCAGUGGAGAAGAGGGAGAAGUUGGGGAACUUGGGAUUGAUGGAAUCAAUGGAGAACAGGGUGAAGGCGGCCUUCCUGGAACAAAAGGAGAGAAAGGAGAUGAAGGUUCCCAGGGCAGCCCUGGAAAGAAAGGACCACUGGGUGACAACGGCAAAAGGGGAUUGCGAGGAGAUCCUGGCAACCCUGGAUCAGACAAUAACAGAGACGGACCCGUGGGCCCAAAAGGAGAAAGAGGAAGACAAGGUAAAAGAGGACAACGAAUACCAGGGUCUCCAGGCUCCCGAGGAGACACACCAAGGCAUGGCCGAAGAGGACCAAGAGGCCCGCAGGGAAUAAAUGGAAUUUCUGGUCUGGAUGGUCUUGAAGGACCAUUGGGAUUAAAAGGACCCCAGGGUCCAAGAGGGGAUCCUGCAUGAAAAGGAACACGAGGACAUCUAGGAAGUAAAGGCCCCCGGUAAGGUCCUCCAGGACCAAAUGGUGUUAAAGGGAGUCCUGGCAGCUUGGGGAGCAGAGGAAAUAAAGGAGAGCCGGGGUCUCCAGGAGAGAAAGGAGCAGCUGGAUUGUCUGGUUAUCGUGGAAUGCCGGGAGAAGACGGAAGUGCAGGAUAUGGCAGAAGCGGAAGGAAAGGAGAAAAGGGACAGGAAGGAUUCCCGGGAGAGAUUGGACCAAAGGGGAAGUUGGUGAUCCUGGGCAUUCCAGGAGAAGUUGGGCCAAAGGGAUAUAAAGGAAGAACGGGUUCUUCAGGACCCCCUGGGGAACAGGGAUCUCCCGGAUCCCAAGGACCUCCAGGACAGAAGGGACCACCAGGAAUCGCAAACUUCUGGACCUUGUGGUCUACCUGUGACCUCAUUCAGUUUGUACGGGACCACAGCCCUGGCUGGAAGGGAAAGCCAGAAUGUCCUAUUCAUCCUACUGAGUUAGUAUUUGCUUUGGAUCUGUCUCGGGAAGUCACGGAGGAGGCGUUUGACCGAAUGAAGGAGAUGACCAUCGCAAUCCUGAAUGACCUCAAAAUCAGGGAAAGCAACUGCCCGGUGGGAGCAAGAGUCGCUAUCAUCUCCUACAAUUCGAACACCCGGCAUCUCCUCCGCCUCUCUGACUCCCGCAACAAGAGCCAGCUGCUCAGAGAGAUUAAGGCCCUCCGCUUCGAAACCUCCUCAGGGGACCGGGAGAUCGGCAAGACCAUGAGGUUUGUGGCCAGGAAUGUCUUUAAGAGAAACCUCCCGGGGACCAACACAAGGAGGAUCCCGCCCACUAUUUUCAGCAAUGGCCAGUGUGACCCAUCGGCCAUCGUUACUGCCACCAUGGAGUUCAACGCUCCUGGACGUCACUUCCCAGUGGUGAUAGCUUUUAACAACGUGCCUUCGGUCAAGCGUGCUUUUGCCUGGUAAGGACGAAUUGACGACACUGGUGCUUUUCAGGUGCUAACUAUCCCACCGAGGGCUGACUACAGGCCAAUGUUGAAGAGGCUCCAACAGUGUACAUUCUGCUACGACAACUGCAAGCCAGAAGUGUCUUGUGAGCAGGCUAAACCUCCAGCAGUCCCCGCUUACAUAGAUGCAGCCUUCCUCUUCCAAGGCUCUCGAGAUGUGGGACGUGCAGAGUUCGAGGAUGCGAAGGCUUUUCUGAGAGCAAUGCUGGAUAACUUUGAUGUUGCCUUUGAACCAGAGACCUCCUCUGUCGGAGACCGGGUUGCACUACUGAGCCAUGCUCCUCCAGGCUUUGUACCCAAUACUCGGUCAAGCCCAGUCAGGACAGAGUUCAAUUUCACCACCUACAAUAAUAAACGCCUGAUGAAGAGACACGUCGAGGAGUCAGUUCAGCAGCUGAAUGGUGAAGCUUUCUUGGGUCAUGCCUUGCAAUGGACAGUGGAUAAUAUCUUCCCGGGCACCCCCAACCUGAGAAAAAACAAAGUCAUUUUUGUGGUGUCUGCUGGAGAAACGAGUUAUUUGGAUAAGAAGGUCCUUAAGAGAGAAUCUCUGCGGGCCAAAUGUCAAGGCUACGCCAUAUUUGUGUUCUCUUUUGGCCUAAUGCACAAUGAUGAGGAGCUAGAAGAAUUAGCCAGCCACCCCCUCGAUCACCACUUGGUCCAACUUGGCCGAAUUCACAAACCAGACCACGGAUACGGGGUGAAGUUUGCGAAGUCCUUUCUCAACUCUGUCAGACGUGCAAUCAACAAGUAUCCACCAAUAAACUUCAAAGCAAAAUGCAGUAAAGUCAACCUUGUAGAACCACAGCAGCCUUCCAAACGGUCAAGCCACCUCCUUGCCCGAGCUGGACUACUCGAAGCGAAGUUUCUGUCCAAAAAACCUCUCUCAAGAGUAGUGCGGGGUAAUGCUCUUUGGAACACUAAUGGUUAUACCAGGAAUACAUCCCAUCCCCUUAAAACUGGGAACAAAAUGCCACGUGUUGUCUCCAAGCCUCAUCUUUAA
This is a messenger RNA of Dromiciops gliroides (monito del monte), 6783 nucleotides long. Its product is annotated as collagen alpha-6(VI) chain-like. Gene Ontology annotation, biological process: extracellular matrix organization. The record is from RefSeq and is a predicted model, not a curated record. Lineage: Eukaryota; Metazoa; Chordata; Mammalia; Microbiotheria; Microbiotheriidae. Gene Ontology annotation, molecular function: extracellular matrix structural constituent conferring tensile strength.